ACAACUGUGACUCCUUCCCUUCCCUCCCUUCCCUUUACGCUGGCCUGGCUCGAUGCCUCUGCCUCUCCUCCUCGCAAGCUUCCAGGAUACUCAGCUCGUCCGCAGUCUACAAUUCCCGCAUUUACACCCGCUCUACAACGACUCCAAAGAAACAGAAGACGUUCAGUCUCAACAACAGUUCAUGCCGCCUAAAUCUGUGUCGGUGUUUAGUCCCCAGGACGCGCUUGAUGAUGAUGAGGAUGAUGACCUCCCACCGCUCGUCGAGGCUCCGCCUUACACCGACGCCGACAACUUCAACACUCGUCCUCCCGAAGUACCUCAUGCACACCCCUCGCACACACAUGAACCGCUCAGUCUUACACUCAGCCCGACACAACGCGUCGGAGAUGGUGGUGGUAGUGGUGGGAUGCAGUUCACGUUCGCGAUGACUAUGACGCCCUCUGCGUUUGGUGCUGAACCGUCGUCCGCUCCCAUCUCGAUGAACGAGAAUAAUAAUAAUGGGAAUGCGUACACGCUCUUCCCGCCGCCUGGCCUCCCGCACCCACCUCCUACACCGCGCGACAACGAGAACGUCUUCCACGCGCGUACGCAUUCCUUCUCCGCACACGCGCACGCGCAAUUCCAGACACAUGUACAAGUUCAGACACCCAACGUCGGACCUGACGCGCCAAGUCCAUCCAAUGCAGACGCUGGCUCACCCUCCCCUGCUCCGUCUCCCUCCUUCGCAGGGGACUCAGUGACGACUGCGCUUGGGUCUGAGUCGCCUUCGCUUGAUGAGGUGAGGGAACCUGCGAGUGGGCCUUAUCGGUCGCACCUCGUUCCUCCUCAUCAAGGUGGAUUCGGAGCUGGGAGUGGUGGUAGUGGAGGUACGGGAGGAGGUGGGGGGAGGAAACCUCCCCGUCCACCAUCUUACAUCCCUCGUCCGCCCAACGCGUUCAUACUAUUCCGCGCAUCGUUCGUUAGGUCGCAGCGGAUGGACAACAACAGCUCGAGUGGUGGUGGUUCUGCGAUAACUGCGCAUGGGGUGACGACGAAAGGUGUUAGCGCUCUUGGACCUGGGAGCGUGAUUACCAUCGAGGCGUCUUCUUCUCCCACUACGAAAAAUGGAAAGGAAAAUAAAUCUCAGCUAUCUUCUUCGUUCGGCGGAGGUACAGGAGGAGGCGGUGGAGGUACUGGAGGAACAGGGACGGCACCUUCAACAUCCCUCAGCAAACUUGCAGGCCAAAUCUGGCGUGCAAUGCCCGCACACGAAAGGGCGGUAUGGGAAACAAGGGCGAGGGCUGCACAGGCAGAACAUAGAGCGAAGUAUCCGGAUUGGAGGUUUAGGCCUGAGAAUGCUAGUGGUGUUGGGUUUGGUUCUGUAAUGGUGGGUGGGGCGGAUGAUUGGGGUGGUGGUACUGCUGCAGGCGUUGCUCCUGCUGGUUCUGGAGGAGGGACGAAUACAGGAGGAGGAGGAGGAGGGACAAAUAUAGGAGGGACGUGGAAGAGAGGAGGAGGAGAGGAAGGGAGUACGAGUAAGAGGGAGAGGAAGAGUCGGGACAGGGAUAGGGAUAAAGACAAAGACAAAGAGAGGAAGAGGGGGAAGGAGAGGAUAAGUACCAGUGCGGGAGUUGGUACGAGUUUAGAUCCUGGUGGACCGAGUACGAAUAAGAGGACUACGACUACCUCGACAGCGAGUCAGACGAGGAGUCAGGCGCAGAGUCAGAGUACGAGUGUGAACCCGAGUCCGAGUCCUGGGUUGACGACGGAUGCGAGCGGGAGUGCGAACCAGCCGAUCGCAAUAUCGACGGCUGCAAGGGGCAGCACUGCGACGAGUUUGGAUCCGAGUACGCUUGGGUUGCCUGCGUGGGCGAUUGCGGGGUUGGGGUUUGAUACGGAAACAAAUCCAACUGACGUUUCCUCUCCUGGAACUGCUGCAGGACAAGCCGAGAACGAGAAUGCGAAAGAAGCGAAGACGAUGAAGAGCGAGAAUGAAGAUGCCGAUACCGUCAUGAAGGCGAAAGAUACGGAAAAUGGAGGAGGCGAAGCGUCGGCCGUCCGGUCUCCUCAGGCUUCAGGUGCAGAGAAGAAAGAGAAGAAGAAGGAAGAGGAACACGCUCCUUCCGAGGCGAACGUUUCAAGCGCAAUUCAACCGACGGAAUCGGAUGCUACUACGGGUAAACAGCAGCAGCAAGUGCGAAGUCGGGAACAGGAUACGCGAUUUGCGGUUCCGUUGACGGAUAUUGCGCGGAGGUCGACUUCUGCGCCGUGUACUGAAGAGAUGCGUGAAGGCGUACCAGCUACACCUGCUGUUACGAUGCCUGGUAAUGGUGCUUCGCGUCCCAGUCCUGUACCCGCGCCGGCGUCAGUGUCUUCAAAUCCCUUUCAAGCACACUCCCCACCUUCUUUUCGAGCGCACCCGCAGAGUGGAGCACUUCCCACACAUACUCGAGAUCGCAGCAUCACCACUAUGAGCGUGAGCUCUGGAAGUACUGCUAGCGGUGGUGGUGGUGGUGUCGUGCGCACCGCGCGGAGGAAUACAACGUCAAGUGUUUCGGGUGCAGCUUCGAGGCAGCUCUUUCGGACGGGGUUUCCGCCAAGUAUGAAUGUUGGAACGGGAGUUGGGCCUGCUUUUGGAUACGGACAUGGACACGGACAACAUUUUUUGUACGAGUAUGGACGUGGGGUAGGAGAAUUUGAGCAUGCUUCACCACCACCGCUUUCUCCGUCGUUGUCGUCUCCGCUUUCGGCGUCGUCGCCUACACAUACACAUGGACUUGCGUCUCCGUCGUUCUCCUCUGCGUACGUGCAGCCUUUCUCGCCGUCGUUGGUGCAUCACCCGCAUCCGCAUCCGCAUCCGCACCCGCACCCGCAUCCGUAUGCACAUGCACAUGCUAGAUUAGCGGCUCACCAGCAUCACCAGCAUCAUCAGCAUUAUCAACCGCAGGCGAUUAACUCGUUCUCGCCUGUACAUCCACCGCCGGAGGGGUUCUCGUUCACCCCGGUCGAACCGUCGUUCUUUCAAGGAACAGGAACGGCUGGUGGGGAACAGGAGAGUUCUUCCCCGGAGAUGAGCAUGGACGUGGAGAUGCAGGCACAGCAUAUUCCUGGUGGAGGUGUUGGGACGAGUACAAGUGCGAAUGUGAAUGCGAAUCGCUUUCCGCAGAUUUCGUCGUAUUCGUCGCUUACGGGGUGGGCAGGUUCGAACACGACGAACGUUGAAUAUGGACGUGAGUACGGUUCUGCAGCUAUGGGUGGUGGUGGAGGUACUGGUGGUGGAAACACUACUACACUUCUUCCGAGUCCUGCGCUUUCUGAAUUUGGCGGGAUGGGUGGAAUGAGGGGUGUGUUCGGUAUUUCUGGUGCACCAGCAUCAGCAUCUGCGUUAGUCCAGGCUCAUCCUUACUCUUACCCUUCGUACGCGGAUUUUGAGACAAGUGCGUUUACGGGUUACAACAACACGUACGGUGCGUUCGAGAUUGGGAUGAGUGGCGGUCUUGGAAACGUUCAGAAUACGGAUACGAAUACGGAUACGACGACGAAUUUGAAUUUGAAUUUGAAUUUGAGUGGAGAUGUGAGUGGGAUUGCGUUUGGACCUGGACCGAGUGGUACUACUGGGAACUCGACGCCGACGCCGAGUCCGACGGAAGGGAUGGGUGGUGGUGGUGCUGGUGGGGAGGGGGAGAGAGAGAAUGCGUUUCCGUUGCCUGUGCAGGAGAGGACUGUUACUGCCCAACAACAUCACCAGCAACACCAGCAACAGCAAGGAACGUCGCAUGAACGACAACCUCCACCGUUUCCGAUGCAGAGUAGUUCGGCGGAGACAACGUAUGGGAGUCCGUCAGCUGCUGGGAGUCCGACGUAUACUCCGCAGUAUGGUGGUGGAGUUGGCUCGACUGCUGCGAGUGCCACUGCCACUACUACUGGUGAAGGACCUUAUGUUGUGGAACGGUACUCGAUACCUGAUCCGGGUGCACGUAUGACGCGGACGAAAGAUAAGAAAAGGUGAAGAGAAGAAGAAACACCAGCUAGCUUGUCCGAUACGAAUGAAUUAAGCACGUACAACGCGAACACCUACAUGUCACGGUUUCGAAAUAAAUGGGAAGAAAGCAAGGAGAUAUGGAACGCUUUUUUUUCUUUUUGUCACUCUCGCUCUUAUGUAUUUUUUCUGAUCGCUUGUCUUUUGCUAUGCCUGUCCUUUUUCAUCCUAUUCUGUUCUUCAUCCUCUCUGUUCUCUUCUCUCUCAAUCGCUUGUCUGUGUUACUUUCUGUUAUCUAUCUAUGCUUCCCGGUUGUCUUUGCGUGCAAGGCAACGAUUAUGCUCUCUUUCACAUUCCUCUGUUUUUUCUUACUCUUACUCUCCACUUCUUACCUCUAUGCUUCCUUCCAAUACCAAGGAAACGCCUCUGAUAUAUCGAUCGAUAUUGACAAUACAUAUCUAUUUAGAAGUCUGGGGACAGAUAGUCAUACGUGUAUGUGUAUAAACCUAACCUCUGCAUAUCCUUGUCCCAACUCACUUUGCUAUGCGUUUCCUUUACUUGUCGUUUCCGCGAUUUCUAUCUGUUUUACUUUCUCAUUUUCUAUCUGUUGUUCCUGUAUUUGAUUUUCUAUCGAGUGGGGUUUAUCAAACCUCGAUGUAUGCAUGCCUGUCCUUCUGCCCUCGUACUAACAGUUUCCUGUUAUUUCCAAGUCUAACAUGUGUAUCUUUUU
This is a messenger RNA of Fomitiporia mediterranea MF3/22, 4688 nucleotides long. RefSeq lists its product as uncharacterized. The record is from RefSeq and is a predicted model, not a curated record. The transcript is spliced from 3 exons. The coding region runs from base 53 to 3988 and encodes 1311 amino acids. Lineage: Eukaryota; Fungi; Basidiomycota; Agaricomycetes; Hymenochaetales; Hymenochaetaceae.